Messenger RNA from Panicum hallii, 2230 nucleotides. Its product is annotated as protein DGS1, mitochondrial. The record is from RefSeq and is a predicted model, not a curated record. Gene Ontology annotation, cellular component: mitochondrial outer membrane. NCBI's taxonomy places the organism in Eukaryota, Viridiplantae, Streptophyta, Magnoliopsida, Poales, Poaceae. The coding region runs from base 64 to 1872 and encodes 602 amino acids. The transcript is spliced from 14 exons.
AAAAUUUCAAACCCGAAUCCCACUGGCCACCCACCACUGCCGUCCCCUGAAUCCCCGACCCCGAUGGAGACAUCGCCGCCGCAGAACCCUAGCUCCGGCGACCCCUCCGAUGCCUCCAGCCUCGCCGCCGCCGCGCUCGACGUGCCCGCGCGCGCAUGGAGAUCCCUCGUCUCGCGCCUCCCUCCCCUCCUGGCGGCCGUCUCCGACCUCCAGCGCCGCUACUUCGGCGUCCCCCGCCGCCGCCGGCGCAGACGCGCAGCUCUGCCGCUCCCGCUCCGCCCUGCGGCCGCGCACUCCGCUCGGAUUGCUGGAGAGAUGCCCAAAGCCUUUGUCAUCUUAGAUGAUGUUGUGCAACACACCCUGACCAAUUUGCACAGUAUUCACAAAAGCUUACUAUUUUGGCAGGCCAAGGCUGAGGGAACAAAUUCUCAGAAAGUGUACUUUAUGAUCUUUGAGAGAGGUCCAAGGGCCUUUGUUGACGCAACAUAUCAAACACUCACUAGACUUGGGAGCAAUGGACGUCCAGUCCAAUACAUUUUGCACUCUGCAUCUGAUAUGGUGUCAACGAAACUUGCUGCCCUGGCAAGUAUGCAACACUGCUUGGCUACUUUUCUUGCAGAGAUUCAUUCUGAAGUUGAUAGAUGCAGAGAAGGGUUAACUGCAAACUCAGAUAAAUCUCUACAUACAUUAUUCAUUGUUUUAAAUACCACAUUCUCCAAGCUGGAAGUAUCACUUAGAAAUGCUGGCGAGGGGCAAGAUGAACUAUGCACACAUGAUGGAAACUCAUAUGAACUGUUUGGGAAAUUACCAGAAGUUGAUUUAGAGAGUCAAGAAUGGACGGAGUCCUUAUUAACAGAUGGUAUAAGUUUAAUCUAUCAAAACCUUCAGAAGUUAGAUAGUUUUCUGUCCUCUCAGCUCUCAAGCCAUAAAAAACCAAACAGAUUGACCAUAUACUGGUUACCCUACACAUGUGGCGCAUUGGGUCUCUCUGUAUGUUCUCUAUGGCUUUUACGCCAUAGCAGCUUGAUGGGAAGUCCUGAUAUCGAUAAUUGGAUUCAAGAUGCUAAGGAGUCUGUGGCUGGAUUUUGGGAUGAGCAUGUUGAGAAACCAAUCAUUUCCAUUAGAGAUGAGCUUUUCGAGACAUUCAAGCAAAGAGAUAAAGGUGUAAUGGAAAAUCAAGAGGUCCAACUAACUGAAGAUUCAUUGCGCAGGAUGCUAGUAGCCUUCUGUGAGCAAACAGAAGGUCGAAAGUUGCCGGAAGAUUUACCUGUGCAGGCAAUGUUGGAGACUCUCACGAAGAGAUAUGAAAAGGAAUUGAUCCACCCGAUUCAAAAUCUGUUCAGUGGAGAAUUAGCCCGUGCCAUGCUUAUUCAGAUUCAAAAGCUUAAGCUGGAUCUUGAAUCGGGACUACUGGAAAUGGAUCAGAUUCUUAGGGCAAAUGCUAUAAACUUUGCUGUUCUUGCAGCUCUUCCUGCUUUUGGUCUUUCGCUUCUGCUGCUUAUGUUACUGCGAACAUGGAUUCAGCGCGAUCAUGGUGCAGAGGGCAGAGGUAAUAUUGCACGAUGUCAACGGAGGCUGCUUCUUGUCGAUGUAGAGAGAAGGCUUAUGGAGUUUCAGCAUUACAGGGAUAACGGAAUGGAGGAAGAGGCACGGUACAAGUUUGGAUUAGUACUUUACACCCUUGAUAGGCUAUGCAAAGCUGUUGAGUCACACGCAAAAGAAACAGGCGAAUGGUUAAGCUUGAGAGAAGACAUUUUUGAUCUGGCAAAGCUCGACAUGGGAAUGGCAGACAAGAUGGUCGUUGUGUCACGACUGAAGUGGAUGUAUAACUGCUUGCUUCCAUUCUCAUCUAGCCGUUUGCCGCGUCUCUAGUUUUCUUGUGUGACGAACUGGACGUCAUGUUUUUGUUUUGGUCACUCCGUGCGCAAGUUCUACAGUAAUCUAAUCUACUCCGAGAUUUAGUACGGCAGUUUUGGAUAUUUUGACACGGGAUACCUGAGAGCUUUGUUGGGCCGUGUACUCUGACGGAAGAAUGGUUCUUUCUGAUGUUUUGUAAAUUUCAUCAGGAUGGAUAAGGUACAUCGAGGGGGCGAAAAUGGAAAGAGGCCCCCAGUUUCUGAAAAAUUCUUGACUUGUUUGCCUUGUUAAAUCGGACGGUCUGUAUGCCCGACAAACAGUUUGCAUCGCUGGGUUACUGCUCAUGUGCAAGCAAUGCCUUGUUCGUGCAAGA